Hydractinia symbiolongicarpus is the source of this 1653-nucleotide messenger RNA. RefSeq names its product sushi, von Willebrand factor type A, EGF and pentraxin domain-containing protein 1-like. Lineage: Eukaryota; Metazoa; Cnidaria; Hydrozoa; Anthoathecata; Hydractiniidae. The transcript has 3 exons. The record is from RefSeq and is a predicted model, not a curated record. Bases 15 to 1190 code for a protein of 391 amino acids.
GAAGGGAAGAUUUUAUGGUUUGGUUCCAUACAGGAAAAAUGACUGUAAUUUCUUUCAACAAUACAGUUCGCGAGAGAAGAACUUUUGUCGUGAAUAAAUGGAAACAUUUCUGUUGGUCAGGAAGAAAUGGUGGAAAAUGGACACUAUAUAUCGAUGGAAAUGUGUUUCGUCAGGGCACAAAACCUCGCACUCGUAAACAUCUGACUUCAGUAGGGACAUUGUAUCUUGGUCAAGAUCAUGAUAAUCAUAAAGUAGAUGAUCCUGGUCAGAUGUUUGAAGGGAAGAUAACUGAGCUGUUUAUUUAUAAUGGAGAGUUAAGCAAACAAGACGUUCUUGAUUCAUACAAUCACAAACCUCGCUUAAAUGAUGUUAUUGUUGGAUGGUGGCAAUUUAAGAACAAAACAUCUGGGAAGCAGAUCGUUGAAGAACAUUCACCAUUUUUUAAAGAAGAUGUUACUACAGACUUGUGCAAAUCAAUUAAUUGUUCCGCUAACGCCGAAUGCCAAAAGCACAAAUCUGGAGAAGCAAUAUGUAACUGCAAAGAAGGAUUUGUAGGCAAUGGCAAUGAUACUUGCAAAGAUAUAGGAUUUGCAAUAAAUUUUAAGCAGCGUACAAUCCGAAAUAUUCCGACAUUGCAUAACGUUACUUUCCCUGAAACUGACUCGGCUUCUGUAUGUUUCUGGUAUAAACUGCGACGUUCACCAGGAUGGGGAUACAAAGGCGUUGUAUCCUACACCAUUAAAGGAAGGGAAGAUUUUAUGGUUUGGUUCCAUACAGGAAAAAUGACUGUAAUUUCUUUCAACAACACAGUUCGCGAGAGAAGAAAUUUUGUCGUGAAUAAAUGGAAACAUUUCUGUUGGUCAGGAAGAAAUGGUGGGAAAUGGACACUAUAUAUCGAUGGAAAAGUGUUUAGUCAGGGCACAAAACGUCGCACUCGCAAACAUCUAACUUCAGUAGGGACAUUGUAUCUUGGUCAAGAUCAUGAUGAUCAUAAAGUAGAUGAUCCUGGUCAGAUGUUUGAAGGGAAGAUAACUGAGCUGUUUAUUUAUAAUGGAGAGUUAAGCAAACAAGACGUUCUUGAUUCAUACAAUCACAAACCUCGCUUAAAUGAUGUUAUUGUUGGAUGGUGGCAAUUUAAGAACAAAACAUCUGGAAAGCAGAUCGUUGAGGAAAAAUCGCCAUUUUUUUAGUGUAAUCACAAAUAAUCAGAAAUCACUGUAAAGUGAAAAUGUAGGUAACCUUAAAUUCUGUGACUCGUGUGAAAAGAUACUAGUUAUAUUUUCAUACGUAUAUAAGAGCUCAUUUCUAAAACUAUACUAUGCAUCUUGACUGCUUAAAUAAGCACUUUCGUCACUAAUAGAAAACUAACUCAUGGAAGAAAGGAGUAAGUAGGUUUAAAACUUAAGAAUCUAAAAAAUACAUUCACACUUUGACAUGACACUUUUAUAUGACAAGACCCCUAUUUUUAAAAAAAACUGUAUAUACGCUUUUUUGUUUUGUACUACGUAGACCUUUGUCUUAUUAUGGACUCUUCUUUAACAAGGUUCCUUUUUAUUAUCUUUUUGCUUUUAUUUGUUCAUUUACGAUACUUUAAAAUAGUUUAGGUUUCAAUAUUUAGUCUGUACAAAUUUAUAAUAAAACAUCUUUUUUUCA